Clupea harengus (Atlantic herring) is the source of this 5625-nucleotide messenger RNA. RefSeq names its product sodium/potassium/calcium exchanger 3-like. Gene Ontology annotation, cellular component: plasma membrane. Gene Ontology annotation, biological process: calcium ion transmembrane transport; intracellular calcium ion homeostasis. The record is from RefSeq and is a predicted model, not a curated record. Gene Ontology annotation, molecular function: calcium channel activity; calcium, potassium:sodium antiporter activity. NCBI's taxonomy places the organism in Eukaryota, Metazoa, Chordata, Actinopteri, Clupeiformes, Clupeidae.
UGCCUCUCCAAAUGUGCUGGGGCUAAUCAGAUAUUGAUGCUGCACUGAACACUGGGCCUGGACUUCAAAGCUGGGAGCACUCUCUCCUACAUCAGACAGAAAGAUGAAAUCAAACAUCACGGCAGCACCAAAUCCCAUUGAUAUGAUAAUGUAGAAAGUGUUUGAAUUGUGCAGAAUAGCAUUUGCUGCACCACUGUCUCCCGAAUGAGUUCAAAUCGCAGUAGCAGCAGUUGCAGGGAACACCGAGGAUGGAGGCCAGCAUUUUGGGUUCCUCACGGCACCUGUCAGGCUUUUAUAGAGUGGCAUCUAGACAUGGACACCUCACUCACCUCAUAAUCAGGCAGCAGUAGCUGUGUAUGCAGUGGUCACACCAACGGGCCACACAGCGACCAGUGGUCAUUCUUUCCACACUUUUAACUGUAGCAUAUCCCCAUGAGGUUUUAGCGUCUGUACUAAAACACAGCUGUAAUUAAAGAUUAAAGACCUAAUGAAUUAUAUCUCUUAUUACGUCUGAUUAUCUUUUCUUCCCCCCAUGUUGUAGCCUAGAUUUGACUGCACCAAUAUCAUAUUUGACACUGGGAAGCUGGAACACUGGAUACAUUUGACGUAGGGGAAAUUAUCGAAUGUGGUCUUUACUGGUAUUUAGGCACUAACCGAAUGAUUAUUUUGUCCAGGCAGUAAUGUUCUGAUGGGAUGAGCCUGAAGACUUAAACAAGAGUUAAUGCCAGGAUUUGUGUCAACAACAUGCAGUAGACCCUUCUCUUAAGACAUGUCGGUGGCAUAAAUAUUGAUGUGGUGCAUCAAAGGAAAAUGUUCACUGUGCGCGUACGUAGCCAUCUUUAGUGAUUCAACACUCCUGGCAGGUUUAUUACGUCUUUUGAAGAUUCUCAGGCACAUCAAACACGCAGAGAGACACUCACCAGAAGCUGAGACACCUCGCACUGGCCAUCAGGUUAAAUUCAUUUCAGAAGCAGAUUAUCAUUUACUGUAGAAGAACUAUCCAUUUUACCUUAAAGCAACACAACGUAAACACUUCCCUGGAUUACAUCUUCUGGAAGGCUUUACUAAACAACCUGGUUCAGCACAGUACUUUAUCUUUCGUGCCCUGACACCUGUGGUGCUGCUGUUGACAACAAUGCCCCUGGCUUAUGUCUUUAUUUGGGUCUGGAGUGCUGUGCGCGAUCUCUACAGAGGCCAGAGUAAAACGUGCCUCAGACAUGGAUCAAGAGCUUAACGGGUUUGAGUCACCAAUGUUCUGUAAACACAGGCAGGGUGCGUAUGCGAAAGAGAGAGAGAGAGAGAGAGAGAAAGAGAGAGAUAAUUUCUCAGUAGCCUCCAGCAUGGGACAGGAAUUUUCUGUGAUUGAUUGAAAUUAAUUUAAUUGUAGGUUAUGUCCAAUGGCCAGCGAGAUUGAUUCAAUGCAUAUCAAACACAAUUUUAAUGGCAUGUAAUAAAUUAUCUGAGGUAGAUUCACGAUGAAUACAAUGACUGGUAAAUAGAUUGUAUCUUACCAGGUAGUUUAGACCUCGUUUGAUAUUUUCCUUUACAAAUGGCUUUCCUGUCGCCGCCUAGUGGAAUCCUAAAUUCGCUUGCAAGGGAACCCGACCAUUGGCACGACCUAAACGCAGGGGCGGGUAGUGGUGUGUGAGUAGAGUAAGGGGAGAGAGAGAAGGAGGGAGAGAGAGAGAGAUAACCGAUUCACUACAUGGACUCUGACCCGUUGAUAUGAAGAGCCGUGAGAAAGGCUCCAAAGUGGGAACGGAACUGGCUCUUGCUGUAUCAGAUAGGCUAUGUUCCUACGGGAGUAACUGAAAGCGACGUUGGGAUGAAGGCGGCGUUCAGGACCAGAAGACGGCGGCCGUUCCAGCAGUUCUGCUGCUGCGGACUUGCACUGCUCGCUGUCGUCUGGUUCACACAGGUCAUGUACCUGACAGAAUCAAAAUCCUCAAGAUCAGAGUCGGAUGAGCUGUCCAGCCGAGAGUGGUCGAGCCGAAGAAUACUCCAGGAGAACCAGACCAUAGAGCAGCCCUCAGGAGCCAUCAGUGAGUUCCCUCAGGACAUCUUCACAAAGGAGCAGCGAAGGAAGGGAGCGGUCCUGCUGCACGUGCUGUUUGCCAUCUACAUGUUCUAUGCUCUCGCUAUAGUCUGCGAUGACUUCUUCGUCCCUUCCCUGGAGAAAAUAUCUGAGAACCUGCAACUCAGUGAGGAUGUAGCAGGGGCCACCUUCAUGGCUGCAGGAAGCUCUGCCCCAGAACUCUUCACCUCUCUCAUUGGUGUGUUCAUUACCAAAGGAGACGUGGGGGUCGGUACCAUUGUGGGCUCUGCGGUCUUCAACAUCCUGGUCAUUAUAGGCCUCUGUGGUAUCUUUGCUGGACAGGUGGUGGUACUGACCUGGUGGUCUCUGUUCAGGGACUCGCUGUACUACCUCAUCUCAGUGCUGGUUCUCAUCCUGGUUAUCUACGAUGCAGAAGUUGUCUGGUGGGAAUCGAUGCUCCUCAUGUCCAUGUAUGGGGUCUACAUUCUUAUAAUGAAGUUUAACACCCAGCUCGCCGGUUUUGUGACGCGGAAGUGCCGGGGUCCGGGGUCCUGCUGCGUGCGUGGCGGCCGUCGCCGGGACCAGACGGGCGAGGACGGGGGGCCCUGCAACACCUCCAUGGUGCUCCUGCGAAAAGGACAGAACUCGGAGCAGGACUCUCCCGUGGUGAUGGUGGACGAGAUGAUCUCCCUCCACCCCCACCAGCUCUCCUUCUCCGACGCCAGCCUGCGCAUCAUGAUCACCCCCCACUUCUCGCCCCGCACGCGCCUCAGCAUGGCCGGCCGGAUGCUCAUCAGUGAGAGGCAGCGCCUGAUCAAGGAGACGGGGGAAGGGGACACCCCUGUGAAAGGCUUGUGCUCUGGAGCCAUGCAGAACGGGGGGAGCGUGGAUCGACAGGCCCUGGAGGAUGCUGCAGAUGGAGAGAGGGGAGGGAAAGGAGACAGCGCCCAGCCAGAGGAGGAGGAGGACGACGGGGGAGAUGGGCCAUUCAUGCCCCUGAAGUGGCCAGGGGGCUGCGGUGCCCGGGUGAAGUGGGUGGUGUCGUGGCCCCUGGGCGUGCUGCUGUACUGCACCGUGCCCAACUGCGUGUGGCCCCGCUGGCACCGCUGGUUCAUGGUGACCUUCGCCGCCUCCACCCUGUGGAUUGCCAUCUUCUCCUAUGUCAUGGUGUGGAUGGUCACCAUCAUCAGCGACACCCUGGACAUCCCUGACUACAUCAUGGGCAUCACCUUCCUGGCGGCCGGUACCAGCGUCCCAGACUGCAUGGCCAGCCUUAUCGUGGCUCGCCAGGGCAUGGGGGACAUGGCCGUGUCCAACUCCAUUGGCAGCAACAUCUUUGACAUCCUGCUUGGGCUGGGCUUCCCCUGGGCUUUGCGCACCCUGCUGGUGGAUUACGGCUCAUCAAUACCCAUUAACAACAAAGGACUGGUGUACUCAGUUGUCCUACUGCUCGCCUCUGUCUUCCUCACGGUGCUGAGCAUCCAUCUGAACAACUGGAAGCUGGACAAGCGUCUGGGCCUGGGGCUCCUGCUCCUCUACUCCGUCUUCCUCCUCUGCUCCGUCUUCUUCGGGCUGUAGCUAGAAACUCAUCUGACAGCUUCUCCCAGCCUUGCCCUCAGCCCACAAACCAACAACUUCAUGGACUAAUAUGAAACCAAAAAACAAUAUAUAUAUAUAUAUAUAUAUAUAUAUAUAUAUAUAUAUAUAUAUAAUUAAGAAAAAAGCAAAUAUUUAUCUAAAGGUGAAAGGGUGAAGGUCCUCUGAAAGUAAGGCAGCGUGAUGGGAUCUUGCACACACUGUAUUUACUAAACAUGGCCUUGUGGUGUUGCCCAUAGACCCUCACUAGCACUUCAGUAGGUAGAUAUACUGUGUAUGUAGUGUUGGAUGUGUUGAUUUGGGGCUGUAAGCCUUCACAACAUGCAUGCACAUGCGUGUCAGGAACAAACUAGAGGAGUGACAGAUCAUCCGUGUUGCCUUGAUGUUUGAAGCACACUUGUCUGUUUAUAUUGUACACCUGAAAAUGGCGUGACUGUGUUGUGAUGUGAAAUGAUGUACAUGUCUGCACUGCGUAGCAAUAUGGAUGCUGAGGGGCCGUCUCCCCCAGCGGAAGGAUGCGGGAAUAGAGAGACAGUUUUUGAGAGUACAGAGUAUAUAUUUUGAGGGCUGCCUUUUUUCGGUGGAAUUCCCACGCAAAAUACAGAAUUCAGAAUUCAAGCUUUUGAUAGAAAAAAAAACAAACAAAGAGGAUUUAUGGAUUUUUAGAAUUUUUAGAACCGUAUUCGUUCUAGUUAAUACAUGUUUGUUCUUACAGCGCGUGUCCAAAUGUUUGAUAAAUGUUUGUACCGGUUUUGUUCCAAAGGUUCUGUACGUUUAGGUACGAUUGAUGUUUUAAAACACAGUAACAAGACAAAACCUUAAAGUAUAAACAUUACCUUAAAGUAUAAUUAUAUGUGUAAAUGAAUGUGUACAAUACUUUAAUGAGUGAGUGUACCCAAAAACUCACUUUUACUGUUGCUAAAUGUUUACUAAAUAUUUUAUAAGAGGGAAAUGUGAGAACUUAGAUUUGUGAUGUUUUUAAUAUUUAUAAAGUCUGAACAAUGUAUACAUCCAUGAUAUUUAUGAAUAUCAUAAAUUUAAUUUAUCCUUUCCAGAUGUCGCUUUGUCAAAACGCAUACUGUAGCAGAGAAGUCGAGCAGACGUACAGAUAGCUCUGAUCUAAACCAAUAAUGUUUGUAGUAGGAGGAGGCAAUAGGUCGCAAGUCUAUUUUUCAUAGUGCUAUUUCAGAGGUGACUAAAAUAUAUAUAUGUUUUAAAAAUUGAAGAGCCUGUUAGGAUUUCUUCCAGGAACAAACAUUUGUUGGCGGUGUUGCGUAUGUAUGGGGGGGGGGGGUUUAGGGGGGGGAGAUAUAUCAUUUUGCCUACAAGUUCUCGUAAACUGUCGGCUGAUCUGUAAAAGAUAACUCAGAACAACAAAAAGGGUGGAGACAGCAGCUCAUUGUGCACACAGGUAUCCCUGUGUUGUUAUGCUCUGGUGAGGAUCACUCCUAACAGGGUCACCAUGAACUCUGAUUAGGUUUGCCCAUUUGCUCUCUAGCUCAAGCCAUGGUGAUAAGAACGAUAAAGCGACGACUACUAUUCUUCCUUCUCUCUCCACCAUGGGUGGGUGGGUCGCCAAGCAACUAAAAACAUACAUUUCCUCAUUAAAUACACUGUGCUGUUUUCUAAUAACCACUUUUGACACAGCCCGGGCUUAACUCUUUUUUUUUUUUUACUUGCCUCUCCCCAGAGCUCAUUGAUAACCGAGUGAGGCACAUCCAGUUUUUAUAUGUGGUCCAAUUAGGUUGGUGAGCAGCGUCUUGUUUGUACCAUAGAGGUUUGGACAGUAGGACAGGCUCAGGUUGCAUGCAGAGGUUUUUUUUUGCAGUGUACUGUUAAACGUGUCUCUAAACGAAAAAAAAAAAUAUGUAGUGUUGAAAUUUUAGGGCGCCAGACUUUAAGUAGCAGUGGAGCAAAAGCUUUUAAACCACUCCGAGGUGAUCUUACAGAACUUUGUAUGUUGUUGAGUGCAAUAAACAAACUGUGCAAUAAUG